Pararge aegeria (speckled wood butterfly) is the source of this 5787-nucleotide messenger RNA. RefSeq lists its product as uncharacterized. Bases 1 to 5787 code for a protein of 1928 amino acids. The record is from RefSeq and is a predicted model, not a curated record. Lineage: Eukaryota; Metazoa; Arthropoda; Insecta; Lepidoptera; Nymphalidae. Gene Ontology annotation, biological process: DNA integration. Gene Ontology annotation, molecular function: nucleic acid binding. The transcript has 5 exons.
AUGAUGACGACAGUGGUGGUGCCCAUUGUCAAAAAUAGGACAGGUGAUUCGGCGGAUAGAUCCAAUUAUAGGCCAAUAUCAUUGGCAACGAUCGCAGCUAAGGUUCUGGAUAGUUUGCUUGAUGCACAGUUAGAUAAGACUGUAAAAAUACAUGAGGCACAGUUCGGUUUUAGGCCAGAACUAUCUACGGAGAGUGCUAUACUGUGCAUCAAGCAGACUGUGCGGGGAAAUAACAAACCGAUAAAUUUUAAACCAUGUAUACAAUUAGGUGGAACUCCCCUGAAACAGGUAGCUGAGUUCAAAUAUCUAGGGCAUAUAGUAAACGAACGCCUGGGUGACGACAGCGACAUGGAACGUGAGCGCCGGGCGCUGUUAGUUCGAGGCAAUAUGUUGGCUCGCAGAUUUGCACGAUGUAAACGCAGUCCGUGGACGAACUACACGCAGCGAGCCUACAGCGCCCUGCGUAUUCAAUAUAACAAUGUGUUGAGGGCGGUGCUGAGGAAGCCUCGACACUGCAGUGCGUCAGCAAUGUUUGCGGACGUUCGUGUGGACGAUUUCUUCGCGAUCAUGCGUAGGCGUGCGGCGUCUAUGUUGUGCAGGCUUGUGAGCAGUACCAACACCCUCCUUAACUCAUGGGCCAAUAAGCUGGAUAGCCCCCUCUGGAGGUGCUGGAAUGGUGCACACACGGGCUAUAGGAGGGCCACACCCAGAGCCUGUAAAAUGCCUCCUAAAGUAGAUUCUAAAACUAGCGAAAGUGAUAAGGAGAUUCAGGAUACUAAACUGUCUAUCUUAAUUGCUAAACGUGAAGCUAUAUUCGGUAUCAUGCAAAAUGUCUUUGACUUAUCUCGUGAACCCGAUGUUCAUACGAACGUUGAAAAAAGAGAACAUUUUCUAGACGAAUCUUCACAAAUUGAUUCAUUGCGUUUAAAGUACGAGUCUAUUGUAGACGAUUAUAAUACACGUUUAUUAAACUUAAAUUCAGAUGCAAAACCUGAUUACAAAAGUCUAUAUGCUUUUGAGACUUUGUAUAAUAGGGUCAAACGAACUCAUACAAAAUGCUCAACUUUAAAUACGACACCAGAAAUACAUAAUGCGACCUCCGCGCUGCUAAAAGCCAAGCCGAAGCUAGCUCCCAUAUCGAUAUUAGAAUUCGAUGGUGACAUUAAAUCUUUUCAGAUGUUUUAUACGACCUUUAAGUCAGUAGUAGAUAAUAAUCCAUCACUCACAGAUGCAGAAAAGCUAUUUUAUCUGUUACCGAAGCUGACAGGGAAGGCAAAAAGCGCAAUCGCUGGAAUUUCUCCGUGUGCUGAGAAUUAUCAGCUCAUUUUACAAACACUCGUCAAUAGGUUCGAUGAUAAACGUAUGUUGACUUCCGCGUACCUACAUGAAUUAUUUCGCUAUAAGGGUUUUCAGACUCCCUCUGCGACUAACUUUGAAGAUUUCAUAGACCGGUUCGCUGGCGCAGUAAGCGCUUUAAAAAACCUAAAGUUAGAGAACCUAGCUGAUCUUAUCAUACUACAUAUAGCUACACAAAGGGUCGAUACUGAGAGUGUACGCGCGUUUGAAAUUAAAUGCGGCAAGAAUAUACCUACUUUCGACGACUUUGUGGAAUUUAUCACAACACGCGCGAAGGUGUUUGAGCGUACGAAUACGAAUGUCACAAACCCUUCCAAUACGCGUCAUAAUAAAAAUAUAAAACAUUUGAAUAACGGGACUUCUGGCAAUGCGCCGAAGUAUCAGGCCUAUAUAAGCACGGUUGAUAAGCCUACGUCCAAGUGUCUAUGUAGAAAUAUAACACAUGCGCAUUUAUAUAAAUGUGUUGACUUUAAUAAAUUAUUAACUCCUCAAGAACGUUUUAAGUGCGUCAAGGAGAAGAAUGCCUGUGUGAACUGCCUGUCUAUAAAACAUAAAGUCGGGCAAUGUGAAGUCUCCCCGCACUGUUCGUGUGGUCAGAAACAUAACAAAAGGCUGCACUUUGACCAGCGCGAGGAACAUUCCCGCGCGCCUCAGUUGAAUACCGUCAUGCCGCCACCGAACGCACCUACCGUUACCGCGUCAUCGCCCGUAGCGGAUGAUCGCGCCGACGUAGCACUGUGCGCUACGCGCGUAAGCCCGUCUACAAGCGCUACGCAGGUGUAUAAUAGCAAUUUAAUGAAUCGUGUGGAAGACAAGCGAACUACUGUCUUAUUGGCUACCGCACAAGUUGCUGUUUACGACUGUAAUGGUGAACGGCAAGUUAUACGUAUUCCGCUUGCCGAUGCGAGUUACGGCGUACCUGAUAAAAUUGAUGCUUUAAUAGGAGCUUCCCUAUUUCCACAUUUGCUUCUCCCCGACGACGUCCAUACGUCACGUCGCGACCCGUCGGUGCCCGUUGCAUUGCGCACGGUGUUAGGUCUGGUGUUCAUGGGCAAUGCGCCUACGAUACCUACUAUAAAUACUCAUACGGCCUUGACAUGUUGUUUCGUUCAAGAGCCUCCUGCUAUUGACUCUUUAGUCAAGCGUUUCUGGGAACUUGAAGAACUUCCUUCCGCUUCCAUUCAGAAUCCUGAUGAUAAUGAAUGCGAAGACUUCUACACUUCGACUACUGUCCGAGAUCCCGAUACGGGCAGAUACGUUGUCGGCCUGCCAUUUAAAGAGGAUCUAUAUUCCCUAGGGAAUUCUUUGGACAUAGCUAAGAAACGUUUCAUCUGCCUCGAAAGAAAGCUUGAAGCUUCGAAUAAAUUGAGGUCGGCAUAUGAUGACGUCAUAAAAGGUUAUCUCGCGAAAGAUUAUAUUUCUCCCGCGCCUUCAUAUGAUUCUAAAGAUCCCGUUCCGAUUUACGUGAUGCCACACACGGGGAUUUUACGUGAAGACAAACUCUCGACGAGACUGAGAUUAGUCGUCGAUGCUUCUUGUCGUUCUAGUUCUGGAAAGGCACUGAACCAUCUGCUACAUUCCGGUCAAAAUUUACAGGGAGAUCUUUUUAAAAUAAUUUUGAAUUUUCGUCUGCAUGCAGUGGCAAUGACAGCCGACUGCCGAGAACAGUUUCUACAAAUCGUUAUGCGCGAAGCUGAUCGUCGCUAUCAAUGCUUCUUAUACCGCUUUAAUCCACAAGACCCUCUUGUGCUAUACCAGUUCAAUCGAGUCUGUUUCGGUCUCACUUCCAGUCCCUUCCAUGCACUGCGCACGGUAAGACAGCUGGUGAAUGACGACGGCGCAAAAUAUCCACGAGCGAAUAGCAUUGUGCUACCCGCGCUUUAUAUGGAUGACGUAGCUUUCUCGCUUCCAAGCGAACUAGAGGCAGUCACUGUGUCGCUGCAGAUGAUCGAUCUUUUUAAGGGUGCACAGUGGGAAUUAGUUAAGUGGAACAGCAAUUCUCGCGAGGUCUUAGAUAACCUUCCUGCGUCCCACAAACUUCCGACUGAAGUGGAGUUUGACAAAACCAUGCACCAUAAAAUACUUGGUCUGCAUUGGUAUACUGGAAAUGACGCUUUCUAUUUUAAAAUUUCUAUGCCCGACGAUGUGACAUGCACUAAGCGCUCCAUCUUGUCGACUGUUGCCCGUCUGUGGGACAUAAUGGGCUUCGUUGCUCCCACAGUCGUGUAUGCCAAAAUAUUAAUUAAAAUGCUUUGGCAAUUAAAUCUUGAUUGGGACACUGUAGCUCCACCACACAUCAUUAAGAUGUGGAGACAGUUUUGCGAUGAGUUGCCAGCUCUAAAUAAGCUACACAUACCGCGUCAUGUGGGCGUGACAACAGACUGUGAGGUCACUCUCCUGGGACUAUCAGAUGCUAGUCUCGCAGCCUAUGGUGCUGUCGUUUAUUUACACGUUAGCUCCCCUACUGGUAACACUGUGCGUCUUGCUUGUGCGAAAAGUAAAGUUUCGCCGACGAAACCUCAUUCAAUUGCUCGUCUCGAACUAUUAGGUGGCGUCCUACUGUCGAAAUUGCUUCGUACAGUACAUGACACUUACUCUGAGCGUAUCCCAAUCAAGGCUACAUAUGCAUUUCUCGAUUCCAAAGUCGCCCUAUAUUGGAUAAAAAGUUCACCGCAUAGAUGGCAGACUUUUGUCGCGAAUCGCGUUGUACAGAUAACUGAGAAUAUCUCACCAGACAACUUUUAUCAUUGCCCUGGCACUGAGAACUCUGCUGAUAUUCUAUCGAGAGGUGUAACUCCUGAGAAGCUUCUCUCACACCCUCUGUGGCUGCAUGGUCCACCAUGGGCAUCAAUGCAUCCGUCUCAGUGGCCACUCAAAACUCUAGAGGGAGAGUCUAUUGAAGACGUACCCGAGAAGAAGGUUCUUAUACACACUGUGCGUAAACCUAUACUCCCGAACGACUUACACGAGCUUGCUCUCCGUUUUUCUUCGUGGAGCAAACUUCUACGUAUAAUUGUAUACAUUUGUAGAUUUGCUAAAUUACUGCCUCGUCGCGGCACUAGUGCAGUUACCGCUGACGACUUAAAUUUCGCAGAGAAUAGAAUGCUUCGCGCUCUGCAAAAUCAGCAUUUUGCUGAAGAAUAUUCUCUUAUUAAAAAUAAUAAAACAUGUUCACCGGCAUUUAAUCGCCUAAGACCAUUUAUUGAUGAUGGACUUAUCCGCGUUGGCGGUCGUCUCGCCAACUCUGGACUUAGCUUUGAAAAAAUACAUCCGGUUAUAUUGCCUCGCAAUGGCCACGUGGUAAAUAUAAUCAUUGAUUAUUACCACAUUAAACAUUUACAUGCUGGACCCGAACUCCUAAUGGCCCUGCUUCGUCAGAGGUACUGGAUUCUGUCGGCACGCCGUAUUGUCAGGCAAAGAGUACAUAUGUGCAAUACUUGCUUUAGAUUUAAACCGCGUCCAACCAUUCCGCUGAUGGCGGAUCUUCCUGAUAUACGUACACGUCCAGCGUUGAAAGCCUUUAGUUUCACCGGCUGCGAUUAUGCAGGUCCUAUACCAUACGUUCCUGUACGCCGCCGUGGCGUACACAGCGAGAAAGCUUAUAUUGUGCUGUUCACGUGUCUCACUACGAGAUCUACGCACAUUGAGGUUGCUACCUCACUCAGCACCCCCAGUUUCCUCGCCGGGUUUAAAAGAUUCCUAUCACGUCGUGGUCCUGUUCAGGUGCUGCAUAGCGACAAUGCUAAAAACUUCCAGGGUGCUGCUUCUUACCUUCGGGACCUCUAUAAAUUUCUAAGAGAAGAAUAUUACCCGAAGCUAGAGCAGGAAUGCGCUGAAAAUCGCAUAACUUGGAAAUUCAUCUGUCCCAAUUCCCCACACUUUGGAGGUUCAUGGGAAAGUAUGAUCAAGGUGACUAAGACGAUCCUGUUCAAGGUCAUAGGGCAACAGCUCCUUUCUUAUGAGGAACUUUGCACUGUGCUCAUUCAGGUCGAAUGUCUUCUCAAUUCGCGUCCGCUAACAAUACUAAGCUCUGACCCUGCCGAACCUUCGGCUCUUACUCCAAGUCACUUCCUACAUACUGCGCCUCUAUUCUCCUUGCCUGCGCCUGAUGUCAAUCCAGACAAAAUUAACUUGGUUGACAGGUACUCGUUAAUAGAUAAAAUGGUCCAAUCGUUUUGGAAUCGUUGGAGGAUGGAAUAUUUGCACGGAUUGCAAGUUCGUUUGAAAUGGAAUACGCCUUCCGUACCUAUUACGCCGGGAACUGUCGUCGUAGUUAUAAAUGACAACGUACCGCCUCUGGCUUGGCCUCUAGCAGUAGUAGAGAAAGUGCAUCCCUCGAAAGACGGCGUCAUACGCGUAGCGACCGUUAAAAUUUCCGGGAGAACUUACGUCCGUCCGGUCGUUCGCUUAUGCCCUCUUCCGACGCAAUAA